Molecule: messenger RNA, 909 nt
Organism: Arthroderma uncinatum
Lineage: Eukaryota; Fungi; Ascomycota; Eurotiomycetes; Onygenales; Arthrodermataceae
Exons: 3
Coding region: 1-909 (302 amino acids)
Biological process (GO): regulation of signal transduction
Molecular function (GO): protein phosphatase inhibitor activity
Source: RefSeq, a predicted model, not a curated record
AUGCCAGACCAGACCUCGAGGACUUCUACUACCACCCAGCAGGGGCAGGAUGCAGCACCGCGGCCAAGGGGCAUCCUCAAACAGUCUGCCAUGGCGAUAUCGACAGUGACACCGCAGGCAGACCCCGCACAUAUGUCCCUAUCGCCGCUCGAGAACAAGGAGCUCACACUACAGAAUACGAUGCAAAAUGCCGGUUUGAGCACGAAACAGCGAGCUCGCGCUUCCUCACGUCGGAAAUCGUCAAGCUCCAAGGCCUCGAAUGGCGAUGAAGAGGCGGACAACUCACCCCGGUUGAAGUGGGACGAGGCCAAUCUAUAUCUUACCGAACAAGAGCGGUCCUCGACUAUGGAGAUAGACGAACCCAAGACACCGUAUGUGCAGAACUACGACUACCAUGAGGAGGAGGACAUGGAUCUGGGAGCGGAUAUUGGGUUCCACGUUGAAGGUGUUGCGGUUGACGAGCUGGAUAUGAACAAGAGCCGAGCGGGAACGAGCAAGAGCAAGGCGAGGGAUGAGAUACCGGAUCUAGAACUUGGGGAGCCAGAGGAGGAUACGUGGAAGGACGUCAGGGCUAGUGAAGCGGACAGGAUCAUACGGGAGCGAAGCCUGAGCUUUGGCAGCACGGGCAGCAAGAAACGGGUUGUUGUGGGAGACGGCAAGGAUGGCCCUGACCUUGACCCGAACAACCAGGAGGAGGUACAGAAGCACCAUGAUUUCGAAGAGAAGCGGAAGAAGCAUUAUGAGAUGGCUGGGAUCAAGAACUUGCUUGGACAUCCAGAGAAACUCGACGAUGUCAUGGGUGAGGGCGAGGGCGAUGACGAUGACGAUGACGAGGAGGACGAACCUGCCCCGAGGGUUCCUCCAGCCGUUCCAAAGAUCCCAGAACAGUUUGCGAAACAGUCUCAUUAG